Molecule: messenger RNA, 2166 nt
Organism: Aspergillus welwitschiae
Lineage: Eukaryota; Fungi; Ascomycota; Eurotiomycetes; Eurotiales; Aspergillaceae
Product: putative C6 transcription factor
Exons: 8
Coding region: 1-2166 (721 amino acids)
Cellular component (GO): nucleus
Source: RefSeq, a predicted model, not a curated record
AUGGACACGCUCAGGAUGGCUCUUAGAGCCGCGAUCCCGCUGUUGACGAAAGUGGGCAUGUUUGAGCUAUUUCCGCCGGAGGAGUGGAUACAAGGGGAUAAUGAAGGGCGAAAGCUGUUUGACCUUAAUAACUUGUGGAGAGUUUUGCUAGAGUUAUGUAAUGAGUUGAUCACUGCCUUCAAUGCCGGUUGUCUCUUGCAAAAAUGCCAGACUCUAAUCUGCGCAGCCGCCAAUAUCGAUCAAAUGCAUUUCGCCGUAAUGGGUCAUUGCAAUCCACCGAUGACGAAGAAUUCGGCUGGAGGCUUGACCAAGUCUGCCCGAGAGCCACGAGGGAGAAACAGCCAGUCAAUUGCAAGCUCUCCAAGCUCAGUAGCAGCCAUAGAGAGCGCUCUUCCAAGCCAAAAUACUACGUUGGAGCUGCCCUCUGCUUCUCCUGGAUACUUGGGCUCGACAAGCUACUCAGCCAUUCUUGCGGAGCAUCGAUCCGAUUUCUCUCUCAAUGUAGAUAGCAGCUCCAUGUCCACCGCAGCGACCCAUUCUAUGGAACCCGAACGCCUCCAGACUGGAGUGCGGUUGCUAAAGCUACUUCAUAACCUCACAAUAUGCGAUAUGUUGAUCCGGAGAUAUUAUACCCGAGUCCUUGUUGCUGUCAUUCCAGAGAUCGUCACAAUGUCUAUUGUACGCUCCGCUCGGAAUAUUCUCGGGGCCCUUGAUUUCACCGGGGAUGUCGAAAAUCAGCUUCAACACACAGUUCGUAAGGUGUCGCAGAAUACUUCCAGGCCGCUGCCAAACUAUAGGUCGAUGACAGUGGAGCGAUAUUGUGCUUCGUUUACCGAGCAAAAUUUACGUUGGGAAGCUAUAGGCAUUAUAUUCGCAACUGCUGGUAUAUCGCUCUCAUCGACGCCCGAGAGUGACCCAGAUCUAAACCAGGUGGCGGCGGACACCUCAGCCCGGGAGAGACUUCGCGCUCAGCUUGUCGAAGCGAGCAGCACCUGUCUCACCUUUUGCGACCAGGCUUCUUCAGUCAAUGAGCUAUUGGGAUUUUGCCAGUAUAGCAGCUUUGUACUUCUCACCCAUGUCUACGGUGACUCAAGCUAUCAAGCCUGGCGUCGCCUUCGUGAAUUAUCCGCUACAAUCUAUGCGGCUGGUCUUCAUCAGGAGAGUCUUAUGGGCGAUGAUUGCCCUUUCUUUCUUCGACAAUGGAGAAGAUUGUGCUUUGCUGCUGCCUUCUCGGCAGAUAAGAAUCAAGCCACAUUCGUGGGACGACCGCCAUCCAUAAACUACCGCUACAGCACACUAACACCCCCGCUGGAUAUUAGCGAAAGAACGAUAGUCCAGGGUGGGGAUGAGCUAGUCGCGGCAAUUUCAAGAUUGGAUGGCUUCGGAUGGGCAUCCAAAGAUGAGGUCGACCGAGCAAGUGUGCUCCGUCUCCGUUUCAUCUUCGCCGUGUUCAGGGAGCGAGCUCUCGAGAUAGCCUUAGGGACCAGCGAGCACAGUGAUACGGUGCAGAAAUCCAAUGAAAUUAUAAAGCAAGCGCAGGAGUCAUGGGUAGCGUGCCCCGUCCGUCUCCGUUACGACGUGCCUGCGGAAGGAACCGAGUCGGAACCUCCAGCAAAGUCGUUUACCCUGCUUCAUAUUCACCUCGACUAUCUUUAUACCCUGUUCCUUCUGCAGAGGACUGUUGUUAAACGCACAAAUACUGGGCAUGAGGCUCUUUUCGAUACGUCACGAAAAAUGUUGUCUAAUAUUAUCAAAGGCAACGUUGACAGUGACCCAGCCCUCGACUUGAGUAGACAUCGUGCUUGGAUUUUUCUUUACUACGGCCUCCCCAGUGCCAGCGUUCUCAUCCUCGAGCUCCUUCACCAGAAUCAGGGAAUUGGUACAUACACUACUGCGUUACCGCGAGCUGAAAUCAUCCGGAAUCUGAGUGUUUUCAUAUCAUGCCUCUCCUGGGUAGCGCGACCGGGGCAUGGCAAUUACCACACGUGCAAGGAAGCGGAGAGGAAGUUGUCCCAUAUUCUCGACCAGGUUCUUGAUCCUCAGCCCAUCGAGGACAUGGCUUUGAACGAUGCGACCUCUGGCCUGUACAGUCUCCUGGACUGGUACCAUCCCAGCAACCCCAACAACUGGGACUUCAAUUCCGAGUAUCUACCUUUGCAAGACUGA